Messenger RNA from Octodon degus (degu), 1435 nucleotides. It is a transcript of the gene Haus2, whose product is annotated as HAUS augmin like complex subunit 2. Gene Ontology annotation, cellular component: centrosome; mitotic spindle microtubule; HAUS complex. The coding region runs from base 402 to 1091 and encodes 229 amino acids. Gene Ontology annotation, biological process: centrosome cycle; microtubule nucleation; spindle assembly. The record is from RefSeq and is a predicted model, not a curated record. Lineage: Eukaryota; Metazoa; Chordata; Mammalia; Rodentia; Octodontidae. The transcript is spliced from 6 exons.
CUGUCACCCCUUCUAGUCGCACCCCGUCGGUCUCCCGUUACAGUGUCCACUUCAGGUGUCACCUUCGGCCGAUUUCUGGAUUCUGGACGCCGGCCAAGACGGACAAGGAAGAAAGGGAAGAACACUCAGCCCGACCCCCAAGUCCUGCAGCUUUUGAGACUCUGAUGAAGUGCGCCUCCUGGAGCCUCGGGAGGACCACAACUCCCUGGACUCGCUAGCGAUUACUCAGCGCUCGGAAGAGAGAAGGAUCCUGAGCAGCCGACCCGGGACCGGAGCUAGUCUGGGAUGGGCUUCCAGGGCUUCCGCCCUUACAGGCUCGCGCGCAACGUCAUCUUCUCGCGCCGAGUCUGCGCCUGGCGUUCGACUCAUUCCCGGCGCGCUCCCGGGAGGCGGGAAAGAGCAUGGCGGCUUCUAACCCCUGGGACCCGGCGACGAAGCCCAACGCCGUUGGGCUGUUGCUGGGCCACCUUGUGGCCUCAGGGAUUGUCACUCAGGAGAUGUUAAACAUAUCGAAGGAAACAGCUCCUUGCUUUGUUAACUUCUCCAGACUACGACAGACCACAAAUAUGCAAGCUGAAAUCUACCAGAAAAACUUGGAAAUUGAACUUCUGGAGCUAGAAAAAGAAACAGCAGAUGUUGUUCAUCCUUCCCAUUUGGCUCAGAAGUGUCAUACCCUGCAAAGCAUGAAUUCUCAUCUGGAAGCAGUGUUAAAAAAGAAGAGGUCCCUCAGGCAAAGGUUAUUGAAGCCCAUGUGCCAGGAAAACUUGCCUAUGGAAGCUGUUUACCACAGAUACAUAGUACAGUUGCUACAGUUGGCUGUGACUUUCAUUGAAAAGUUGGAAACCCAUCUUGAAACAGUUAGAAAUAUCCCUCAUUUAGAUGAAAAUCUAAAGAGAAUGAGCAAGGCUUUAGCCAAGAUGGAUAUUUUGGUGAAUGAGACAGAGGAACUGGCAGAGAAUAUACUCAAAUGGCAAGAACAACAAAAGGAAGUUUCUUCUUGGAUCCCCAAAAUGUCAGAUGAAGAAAAUUAUGCUCUUAAACAUGACAAUAUUAUACCUUCUCUACCUGUCACUUCUAAAGUUCACAUUUAACUAUUAAUGCCAGGCCUGGGUAGAGUUCAGCAGCGUGGCAUCAGCCUGGCAAGCACGAAGUCUUGAGUUCUGUUCCUAGUUCCAAAACAACAACAACCUAUUAAUGUCUAAGGCUCAUCAUCUUUAUUUUUACUUAACUAUGUAUGUAUAUAUAAAGUCCAUUCUUGGGGAGUUUUCACAUGGGUAUGUAGACUUAGCUGCUACCAGUGCUAAAAGGGCCCUGUUUCUAUUGGACUACCAAGAUUCCAGGGUUCAUUGGGACCAAACUUAUUUUUUCCUUUUCUUUAUGUAUUCUUAAUCUAUUUUUCAGAAAGCUAAUACAAACAAAAUAUAGCUAUAUUGUA